This is a messenger RNA of Numida meleagris (helmeted guineafowl), 1465 nucleotides long. RefSeq names its product twist family bHLH transcription factor 1 (gene TWIST1). The transcript is spliced from 2 exons. Gene Ontology annotation, biological process: regulation of transcription by RNA polymerase II; developmental process. Lineage: Eukaryota; Metazoa; Chordata; Aves; Galliformes; Numididae. The record is from RefSeq and is a predicted model, not a curated record. Bases 176 to 1081 code for a protein of 301 amino acids. Gene Ontology annotation, molecular function: RNA polymerase II transcription regulatory region sequence-specific DNA binding; protein dimerization activity; DNA-binding transcription factor activity, RNA polymerase II-specific.
CGCGGAGAGGGAAGCGGAGAAAGGGGCUGGGAUAGGGGUGUGUGUGUGCCGUGGGGGGGAGGCCGGAUCACUUGUGAAUGGCUUGAAAAAAAUAAUCGGGGGAGGGCGUGGAGGGGGGGAAGCGGAAACUUUCCUAUAAAACUCAGCAAAAGUCCCUCCUCUCCACGUCAGGCCAAUGACACUGCUGCCCCCAAACUUUCCGCCAGCAGGAGCUAUAAGAACCUCCAAGUCUUCAACUUUCUCCCAAUCCCAGACACCUCGAAGGGGGCUCCAAGGAGGGAUCGGGAGGGAUUUUUUUGUUGUUGUUCGGCUUUUUUUUUUCCUCCUCUUGGAUCCCGAUGCCAUCCCCCCUCCCCCCAAAGUGAGGUCCUCCCUCCCUCCCUCCCUCCUCCUCCUUCUCCUCGCAGGCCAGCGAAGCAGCCGCUCAAGGGGGAGCUGGCGGGUUAGGUGCCCCCCUCUUCUCCCUGCCCUCCCCCCCCUCCCGGCCCGCUUCUCGCGUCUCCCCCCAGAGAUGAUGCAGCAGGACGAGUCAAACUCGCCAGUCUCCCCCGCCGACGACAGCUUGAGCAACAGCGAAGAGGAGCCGGACCGGCAGCAGCUGCCCAGCGCCAAGAGGGGGGGCCGCAAGCGCCGCUCCAGCCGGCGCAGCGCCGGGGGCGCCGUCGGGGCCGCGGACGAGCCCUGCAGCCCGGCGCAAGGCAAGCGGGGCAAGAAGUGCGGGGCGGGCGCGGGAGGAGGCGGCGGCGGCAGCAGCAGCGGCGGCGGCAGCCCGCAGUCCUACGAGGAGCUGCAGACCCAGCGGGUCAUGGCCAACGUGCGGGAGCGGCAGCGCACGCAGUCCCUGAACGAAGCUUUCGCCGCGCUGCGGAAGAUCAUCCCCACGCUGCCCUCGGACAAGCUGAGCAAGAUCCAGACCCUCAAGCUGGCGGCCAGGUACAUCGACUUCCUCUACCAGGUCUUACAGAGCGACGAGCUGGACUCCAAGAUGGCAAGCUGCAGCUAUGUGGCCCACGAGCGGCUCAGCUACGCCUUCUCGGUGUGGAGAAUGGAGGGCGCCUGGUCCAUGUCCGCGUCCCACUAGCAGGCGGCGUCCCCCCCCCACGCAUCCCCCCGGCAGGAGCCCUAGAUUACAUUGUUCCCACAGAAGGAGAAAAUGGACAAUCUAGAGACUCUGAAGUUGGAUACCGUGUUGUGUUGUUGUUGUUCUUGUCUAAAAAAAAUGUGCCAAGGAUUUCUUGGAAAUUAAAAGAGCAACAUCCAAAGUGAAAGCAGGGCGUGGGGAGCACUUAAGGAAAGAGAAAGAGCCGAGGGCUUGGACAGUGCCUACCCGGUGGGCGUCGGUACAAUCCACACAUCUCUGCAUUCUGAUAGAAGUCUGAAGCGUUCCAUUUUUUUUAUUUUAUUUUUUUUUUAAUUUUGACGAAGAAUGUUGGAAUCUAUCCUUUUUUUUUUUUAAUUUGCCUGU